This is a messenger RNA of Striga asiatica, 1684 nucleotides long. Lineage: Eukaryota; Viridiplantae; Streptophyta; Magnoliopsida; Lamiales; Orobanchaceae. The record is from the annotation of a GenBank genome assembly.
CUUAUUUUAUUUUUAAUUACCAACCCUCUAUCGUCUUUCUCUCUCUAGCAAAUCCCUUGUUCAGCUCAAGCGCAAACCCUCGCCACCACCAAGCGGCUGAUCCAUCAUUUCACUCUCUCUCUAUCAAUGUCUCAGGUUGAUAGCAGAAACUCCUCCGCAGCGAAACGUGCUCGGACAGAUGGUGGCCGUAGGGAAGAUGACUGGACCUGUCCUAGCUGUGGCAAUGUAAAUUUCUCUUUUAGGACGACAUGUAAUAUGCGCAACUGCACUCAGCCAAGACCUGCUGAUCACAAUCCGAAAUAUGCUGCCAAGCCUGUGCAAGCGCCUCAAGGAUACUUAUCAGGUCCCCAUGGCCAUGUAGGCUCUGGUGGACCCUCCUCCAUGUACAUGGGUAUACCACCUUAUGGCUCUUCUGUGUUUAAUGGAACAUCUAUGCCUCCAUAUGAUGUUCCAUUUUCUGGAGGCUCAGCAUAUCACUAUAACUACUCUGGCCGGUUUUCUGGAGGGAGCCCUUUUCGGCCCUUACCUUUUUCCGGGCCCCCUUCCUACUCAGAUGGACCAAUAAUGCGAAACAGUGGCAUGUAUGGGUUGCCACCAGUGAUGGAUCAAUAUGGUGUUGGCUUCCGUAUGAGCCCUGGCGUGGGUCAAAGACCUGGGUUUUUCCAGGAGGAGAAAUCUCAGAAGGCGGGUGAUGUAACUCGAGACAAUGACUGGGCCUGUCCCAAAUGUGGGAAUGUAAAUUUUUCGUUUAGAACAGUUUGCAACAUGAGGAAGUGCAACACACCUAAGCCUGGAUCUCAGGGUGGCAGAACUGGCAAGAAUUCGAAACCAGACAUGCCAGAGGGGAGCUGGAAGUGUGAGAAAUGCAACAACAUUAACUACCCUUUUAGGACCAAGUGUAACAGACAGAACUGCGGUGCUGAAAAACCUACUGAGACGAGCAAAUCUCAUCCAGAUUCUGUUGACACAAAUGAUCAGUGAGUUCUAGACGUGUGUCUGAGAAGGUCCAAAGUCCGUCCAGUCCAGCGUUGCUCAGUGUUGGUGUCUGAAAGUCAGUCGUGUGUCUCUUCCUGUUGCUGCAGUUGUCGAGUUACUCAGCCGUCUUAUGAUUAUUCGUGUCAGGUUGUAUUAAUAAUAACACAGGUGUCGUUUUACCGUGACAAAGUUUGCAUUUUUACGUGUCUUGUCGGGUUGCUCUCGUUGGAUUCUGAAUUUGGUUGCUAUUCUCUAGGAUUUGUCUGUACUAUUUUGCAUAUUUAUUGACACUUUGCUGCUACUUUGGUCUUGAGUUUGGUUUAAAUGGUCCGGGUUCUUCUAGAGUCCUAUUGUUUGGGCUGUCUUGAAGUUUGAUGAAACUGUUUGGGGGAUUGAUGAGUGAGUAGAGAUCUUGUAUUGUGGUCUAAUCACAGCAAAAUCUAGUUAUAUACAAACUCCCACAUGACUUUUAUUUAAAUAAAAAAGGUAAUACUGAACUUGGUUAUUUUGAAGGAUAAAUGGAGUUCAUUGCUAAUAUGUUGAUUAAGGAUAUAACUUUUUAUAAUUACCAAAUUUUGUGAUGGCCAAAAGUUGGGUAGUUGGGUGAGUGUCUUUUGUCCUGUGGUGUAGUAACUAGUAAUUAUGCAUUCGCUUCAUAUGUCAGUAUCACAUAAUCUNGUUUUUUUCUGGAUGUGUUUGUGUUUUUUUU